Messenger RNA from Cyclocybe aegerita, 1143 nucleotides. The record is from the annotation of a GenBank genome assembly. Lineage: Eukaryota; Fungi; Basidiomycota; Agaricomycetes; Agaricales; Hemipholiotaceae.
AUGGCUUAUACCUAUUACCAGCAAAGCGGCCAGCCUGGCUGGGGAACAAACCACUUUCAAUUUGGACCACCACCCACCCCAGCCUUUCAACCUCAGCCAUCUUGGGGAGGACACGACUUCUAUAGCGCCCAUGCCGCAACUGCUGAUCCCUACCUUUUCGAUCAUGCCUGGAACCGCGUUCGCGAGUACGGCGGUGCUCCUGCUGGAGGCAUCGGCGUUGGUUUGCACGAAGCUCGGCACUGGCACCGCCGGGCAUAUGGGAUGAACGAGAUCAGCUACAUGGAUGCACAUGAAAUAGGUCAUGCAGCUGCAUACGAAGCUUACAGAACUUGGAUCCAUAAUAGCUCCAUGUAUGAACCACUUAGCGGUGAUAUUGAACGACAGCGUGAAGCACUGACUGGGUUGGCCGUAGCGGAAGCGACGAGAUUAAUUCAAUUCUCUGGACGUGCGUUGGAUCAAUAUGCUCGCCUGGCUGCCACAGAGGCCGCUGCUCACACUGCAUCACGCGCGAUGGGGAAUAUCGUUCCAGAUCCCGUUAUCGAAGAGGAUCCAUCGAUGAGCCGUAUGCGUUCGAUGAUGACCUUUUAUACCCUCGCUCCAGGUCCCAUUCUCGACACAGAUCCCACUCUCGUCACCGCUCGUAUUCGCAGGCUGGUGUUUCUCGGUAUCCUCGGUUUAAUUGGAGGUGCUGGAGUGGCAGCAGUCGGAAUUAUCAACUUAAAGCGCGCAGAUGGAAGCAAGACUGCUGCAAUAAUUCAGAUCGUUAUAUACUUGCUCUUGUCCAUCCUCUCAAUCUUCGGUUUGAUCGGAGCUAUCUCGAGGAGACUUGGAUUCAUCCGAUCCUACUUCUCGAUGCUUGUCGGUCAUCUUAUCUUCAGCAUGGCCACCGGUAUUUUUGCCAUCCACCGUAAUUUCAAGGACGCACCCAAGUACAUUUCGGAUUGCGCUAGCGGCUCAGAGGAUCCGGACGUUCUGAAGACAUGCAAUGAUGGUGCUGCGCUGGUUAAAGGUGUCAUGAUCGGAGUGUUCAUUUUUGCUUGGUUGCUCGAGAUGUGGGCGUGUGUUAUUGUGCUCAAAUAUAACAGACAACUUGCUGAGGAAGAAGCGUUGAAGUCCGUGGUGAAGGACACUGAAUCUUGGUAG